CUUAAGAGGCGCCGAAGCAGAAAAGAAUCCAUAAUUGGAUUAUUUAGCAGAUGUUUGAAGCAAAAAGACCCAGUGAUUCCAAAAGAUCAAGAUUCCGGUUGUCGUCAGAACAGCUCAAAAGACAAAAGGUUGCUGUCAGGUGUGAACCCAACAAGUGACGAUCCAUCAGACAAAGCGAAGCUGGCUGUGAGUGGCAGUAGCCCUCUAGAAGGGUUCAAUAUAGAUUCAGUCAACACAGAAAAUAUGCAAGAUCAGCAACCAAAGACUAUUAUUAUCAACAACUGUGGAUUUGUACAGCUAGGUGACCAGUCUAAUGCCAAGGUUUUAAAUGACAAGUAUGAAGCUGGUAUGAAAAGCGGACCGGAUAUCCCCUUACCUGAAGAGAAUAUGGCAGAUGGUAGUGAGUCCAUCGAUACUGAUGCUGGUGAACAGACAGAAGUGAAGGAGUAUGAAGCUGGUAUGGAAAGCGGACCGGAUAGCCCCUUACUUAAAAAGAAUAUUGCAGAUGAUAGUGAGAAACCUGUUUCUUCGCCAUUUUCAUUUGGCGGGAAGCCAAUGGGCGAAAAGCCAGCGAAUACUCCAACAUUGCAGGAGUCUGAGACUGAUGGUAUAUCUUUGAAAAAUCGUAAAGUCAAAACACCAAAUGGAGUACAUGGCGAUCCAGAUCAAACGAUUCCUCUUGUUGUUGCCUGAAUGAUAUCUAUAUAACCAGUGUUUGACACACAACAGGUGAUAUAUUUUGUAGCUGAGAUACAUGUGUUAAAAUAUCGUCUGGAAGAAGAAAGGAAUGUUUGUAUAAGGACAUCCAGGUGGAGAUGUGUGACUACGACAUCACAGCGUACUUGAACCUUAAUUCAGGAUUCUGCACCUACAACAUCACAGGAUACUUGAACCUUAAUUCAGAGACUACAUCACAGGAUACUUGAACCUUAAUUCAGAGACUACAUCACAGGAUACUUGAAUCUUAAUUCAGAGACUACGACAUCACAGGAUACUUGAAUCUUAAUUCAGAGACUACGACAUCACAGGAUACUUGAACCUUAAUUCAGAGACUACCAUGUCACAGCAUACUUGAACCUUAAUUCAAGACUACGACAUCACAUCGUAUUUGAACCUUAAUUCUGUCUGAUGGUACAUACAAACAAAUGUAGCAGG
Gigantopelta aegis is the source of this 1155-nucleotide messenger RNA. RefSeq lists its product as uncharacterized. The record is from RefSeq and is a predicted model, not a curated record. The transcript is spliced from 7 exons. NCBI's taxonomy places the organism in Eukaryota, Metazoa, Mollusca, Gastropoda, Neomphalida, Peltospiridae. The coding region runs from base 244 to 693 and encodes 149 amino acids.